Messenger RNA from Didymodactylos carnosus, 1675 nucleotides. Lineage: Eukaryota; Metazoa; Rotifera; Eurotatoria; Philodinida; Philodinidae. The record is from the annotation of a GenBank genome assembly.
AUGACUGAAACUGAUGAUUUUUUAUUGCAUUCAAUUUAACAUUUUAUUUUAUAAUCAGUGAUUUCUCUAUAAGAUAUGUACAUCAUUUAUCUGCACUCUCAUCAUAACAUAUAUAACUUUUCUCUACCAUCAAAGAAUUUAGUCAACAGGUAAUGAAGUUCGGGUGAAAUGAUUCAGGACUUUUAGUCUAAACUCGAAAUUGUAGUUGUACAGGACUAGGAAGAACAAAAUCCGAUAGACAAACACGUGCGUUGUAUGUCUAGACAGGCAAGAAGUCCUAACCAUUAAGAGGCUCCGAGGCGAUCAGAUAUACACUGUCAGUUCACUUGAAUAAUUUAACUACUAGAGUUUGAAACACUCGAUUAGCUAGCUCAACAACUAAACAAAUAAACGUACUAAAUCUUCGAGAAAUUGUAUAUUCUCGUGCAAGAUCGCCAGAGCUAUUGCGCACUUUAAGGAGAAUGCUAUGCAUUAUCUGCUAAUUAACUCUUUCACGUAACAUUCGGCUUCAAGUAGGUUCUGCGAUACUCGGAUUGAUUCAUCUUAUUAUAAGAGUUUUUGAUUCCCUUAUUUUACGACGAAUCAAUCCGACUGUUUCGGAACCAACCUAUCUUAAGAUAGAUAAAGUCAAGACGCACAUUUUUUGGGUUCCAUGUUUACCUACCAGAUUAUCCCUGCUAUGUAAAACUUCAAUCAGGUUCAUACUUUAUUUAAUAGGAAUACAUCUUUCAGUUUUACAGCUAUGAAUAAUCUGAUGUCUACAUCUUUGUGCCAGAUUUUUCUACAAAUCAAAAAUCUGACAAAAUUUUUGAUUAUUGCUGAAUUAAAUUUUUCUCUUAGAAGAUAGACAGCAAUUAUGACUGAUAAUAAUGCCAAAUGCAAGUCGAAUCAUUCGAAUGACGACCCAAGUGAUUCUUCCAGGAGUAAGAGAACAAAGAGGUGUAUUUGUAAGGCAUGGUUCAACUGGCUCAGUUUACUCUCAAAUAUCGCAGUCACAUUAGUCAUCGGCGUUCUUACCAUAAUCUAUUCGGUUAAUCAGGCUGGAAUCAACGAUAACGAAAAUAAAAAGGAUCAAAAUCAUAUCCAUAUACUUGGCGAACAGCAACGUGACACUAUUCUGUCAAACUAUGUACGUGAUAUUAGUCAGUUAUAUUUGGAUUUGGACGAUGAUGAGAAUGCUAAUAGUAAAUUCCAAUCAAAAGUUGCUCAUACAAUGACUUCAGCUACCCUUCGUCAGCUGGAUCCUCGACGCAGAGGUUACUUAAUUAGGUAUUUACGGGAGUUAGACCUGUUGGCAUCGAUAAAUUUAACGGGAGUUGAUUUGACAAAAAUUGUUUUUCCUCGAUCUGACGUUAGUGAUAUUUACAAUAAUUAUCAGUCGAUUGAUCUAUCGCGAUCAAUUCUCAGUAAUGCUACCUUGAAACAGAUUGAUUUAAAAAAUUCUGAUUUUGCCUAUGCGGUGUUAAACGACGCUAGUUUCGCGUUGUCAAACUGUAUAAAUGUUAAUUUUACAUAUGCUCAACUUCAAUGGACGGAUUUUUCUGGCGCUGACGUAACAAAUGCAACAUUUUCAUAUUCUAAUUUACAUUUUAGUAACAUCAGAUAUGAUCAGCUAUCGAAAGCGAGAACACUUCGAGGUGCCAUUCUACCAGAUGGGACCGUUCAUAUGAAAUAA